CUAUUUUCAUUUUGAGAUUGCUUGUGGACAAUUUUUCAGUUUGCUAUUUAACAGCUUAGGCUUUGAUACCGUUGACUUAAGAAAGACAGCUUUGAGAAAACAAUGGACCCACAUAUGAGUGACGAAGCAACAGUUUGCCUGAAGGAAAAGGAUAUUCAGAAGUUAAGAGAGUCAGAAGGGGGUGUGGAAUUUGAAGUGGAUGAAUACCAAAAUGCUGAAGAGGAAGAAGAAGAAGCAUUCCCACCAGAGGACAUUCUGAACAAUAUCUAUAUACCUGAUGAGGAAGACAGUGAUGACGAUGAUGAGUUAUCUCCCUUUCAAAAGUUGGCAAAGAAAAUGGAGGAUAUAUCCCCAUCUGGUGAUGGUGGAGUGAAAAAGAGGGUUUUACACCCAGGAGGAGGAAGUAUUGUCCCUGAAGAAGCAAUUGUUAGGGUUCAUUAUAAUGCAUUCCUGGAGUAUGCUGAUGAACCAUAUGAUUCAACUAGAUUGAGAAAUGCACCAGAAAGAUAUAAACUUGGGCAAAGGGAUACAAGAGAACAGCCAAGCACACGAUACACUAAUAUUCGCUUCAAUCAGUUGCUUCAUGGAUUAGAGAUUUGCAUUAAAACCAUGAAAAAGGGAGAAUUAGCACAACUGUUGGUUUCACCAGACUAUGCAUAUGGUAAACUUGGUAUAGAACCAAGAAUUCCUGGGAAUUCAACAGUGAUGUUUAAGUUGGAGCUGUUGAACUUUGUUGAGCAUGCCGGUAUAGAGGAUUAUGACAUGAUGACAAAGGAAGAAAGGGAUAAGAUAGAAUUCUCAGACAUACUAAAGUUUGUUGAGGUUGAAAGACAGCUUGGAUUACAAGUGUAUAAAGAACAUGCUUACCAUAAAGCCUUUGGCCAUUAUAAAAAGGCAGCAAUGAUGCUUGAAUCCAGGAAUGUAAAAGAUGAAGAGGAGGAGAAAACUCACAGGGGGAAGUUGUUUACUCUGUAUUCCAACAUGGCUGUGUGUGCAUCAAAACAAAAUAAAUUUAACCUGGUUAUGACAUACUGCAACAAAGGGAGAGAAAUAGAACCAAACAAUGUCAAACUUCUCUUCCUUCAAGGAAAGGCACACCGAAGGAGCUCCCACUUUGAAGUAGCACGAGACAUGUUGAAGAGGGCCCAGAGGAUGAACCCAAAUAACACUGAAAUAAACAAAGAGCUUCAGGAAUUGGACAGAGACAUCAAAAAGUUUAGUUUGGUAGAAAAGGACAUGUACCAAAAAAUGUUUUCCAAACCUACAGGACAGUCAGCAGAAGAAAAAGAGCAGGAGAACUUGAAAGCAAAGAAAAAAAGAGAGAAAAAUUUGAAUGUUUCAGAUGAUUUUCAGAAGAUGGUUGAAGAAAAACUGCUUGAAUUCAUUAAAGAUGAUCUGCAAGAUGACAUGCCAUUCCCAGCCUUAAACUUGUCAGUUGGGGAGAUAGCAUGUAUAAUGGAGAAAUGUGAGAACCUUGGAUUAAACUGUAAACAGAUUGGUUCAGGUCAACAUUACAGACUUAAGAUAACAAAGAUGAAGAAAGAGGAAACAGCAUAGUGAAUUAACUAGUCAUAUCAUUACACAUGUUUGAAUGUUAAUGUCUGUUACAUUAUAUUUAAUGUGAUUGUUGGAUGACUGUUAUGUGUAAACUAGUAUAAGUAACAUCAAGAAGGGAAAAACAAAAUAGUGAAUUUACCAUGCAGUAUUAAGCAAACUGUAUUAGAAAUGUAGUGUACAAAUGAGAUUUAAAAAAAGGAGGCGGCGCAAUGUGUACUCGAGUGAAACAAAGAAAGCGGAAAUAGAAUAAUGAUACAAACUUUAUUCAUCAUUAAGGGCUGUUCCAGAAAAUACUAUGUCCCUUCAGGGACGGCACUUUUUUUAACCCCACCACCCACUGAAAUAAAAAUAAAUUAGAACAAGACUCCCUUUGCAUUUUGGUAUUUCAAAUACAACCACCAACAGUAAAUUUUAAAAAAUUGCCUUCCCUGGGGGGACAUAGUAUUUUCUGGAACAGGCUUAAGAAAAAUUGACUGUUAACAUUUUGAAUAAAUAUUGUAAAGCUACUCAAUGUAUAUUAAAAGUAAUAGUUAAAUGAAGAAAAUAUAGAAAAAUUUUCCUGUAUGACAAAGCAUACUUUAACUGUUAACAGACAGGACAGACGCUAAUAUAAGUACACCUGCUUUAACUGUAAAGGCUAUUCCAUUAAAAUGUGUGUGGGAGGGUAGGAAGGGACUUUCAAAAUAUCCCUACAACCAAGAACCAUUUUUUAGAUAAUUUUUCAUAAUGGUAAUAGAUUCAUACUGAAAAAAGACCCAUGACCCACAUUCAAUAAUUAAACUUCCCUUCCUACCCUUCCACAUACAUUUUAAUGGAAUAGCCCUUAACUGACAGGAUAGAUUGUAAUAUCAGUACACAUUAGAUUGUAAGGUUGUUUAAUGUUAUCCGACUGAAAUACAGUCAGUUUUAUAUUUUAUGAUUUUUGUUGUCAUAGUUUUUAUAAUCGAUAAUUUGAACACAUUUUAGUCUCAGUUUAUGAAAAUAAUGUUUAACCAAUAACUGAGUUUGGUAUUUUUAGAAAUUCCAGGAUGCAAAAUACCAGUACAGUUUUGUGCUUGUGGUUUAUAAACUAAUUACUAAAAUGUUUAAGCAAGUAUAAGCUUUCUUCUGUCAAUGUUAGUUCUAAAAAAAAAGUAAAAUCACACACACAAAAAUACUGAACUCCGAUUCAGAUUUGUAAGACACGGUUUAUAAUAAAUUUAAUUUCCAAUGAUUUGCAUUAUUAAUCAAUUUCUAAAUACAAAACAUUCAAUUUUCAGCAAC
Mytilus californianus (California mussel) is the source of this 2820-nucleotide messenger RNA. Its product is annotated as inactive peptidyl-prolyl cis-trans isomerase FKBP6-like. The transcript has 15 exons. The record is from RefSeq and is a predicted model, not a curated record. Gene Ontology annotation, molecular function: protein binding; peptidyl-prolyl cis-trans isomerase activity. Bases 103 to 1557 code for a protein of 484 amino acids. Lineage: Eukaryota; Metazoa; Mollusca; Bivalvia; Mytilida; Mytilidae.